This is a messenger RNA of Closterium sp. NIES-67, 1465 nucleotides long. Lineage: Eukaryota; Viridiplantae; Streptophyta; Zygnematophyceae; Desmidiales; Closteriaceae. The record is from the annotation of a GenBank genome assembly.
ACUAGGUCAAAUGCAGCGGACUCACUCUUUAUGAGGACUGGUGCUCGGGAGUGGUACACGCAGCCGACCCGUCGGUUCGCAUCGACUGGGACAGAGUUAACCCUUUUGAAAAAGCCCUCACCUUUCUAUCCAUAGCUGACGUGGAUAUCGUGCUCCAAUCUGAACCUCUUCUCCUGCUCUGGAGGAGAGCUGGCUUUAUCGUGUAAUUGGCCCGGAAGGCCUGCCUCCAGGCGGCAUUCCUCGUAGUUUCGAGGAGGCUUCUCAGAUAAUAAGGCCUUGAGGCGGCACUCCACAUGGGGGGGUGCUUGUCUCAGCCCAGCGGCGAUGCCAAGUCGUCCCACUACCCGGACAAGAAGCCCUUGGGCCAGGGGUUUCCAGAGUACACAUACGACGAGAUGAUGCUCAUGACUGACCGCCUCAAGAAGCCCAUCGGCCAGGGGGCUUCGGAGUCGUGUACAAGGGCUUCCUGCAUGACACAGCAGCAGCGGCAGCAGCUGCUGCUGCUGCUGCUCCGGCUGGGGCUGCUGGCGAGGGGAGUGAAGCGGAAGGGGAAGGGAAAGGAGGGGCGGAAGGUGCGGCGGCACAGGUUCUGGUGGCUGUGGCGGUGAAAGUUCUGGAUAACGAGGAUGUGGAGCUCAAGGACGACGAGCAGUUCCAUGCGGAGCUGAUGGCAAUGGAGCAGCUGUCGCACCCAACAUCCUGUCGCUCUACGGCUACGUGUCCGGACCCACCCCCGCCCUCAUAUACGAGUUCAUCCCCAACGGCAACGCUGAGGCUUAUCUUAGAAAAGCGGUGCAAGGCAAGGCCGAGUUUCCCUGGAAGGCGCGGCUGCGGGUGGCUCUGCUGUGCGCGCAGGCACUGCAGGUGAUGCACCAGCACGACUACGUGCACCGCGACUUCAAGGCGUCCAACGUGCUGCUCAGAGAGGACCUCACGCCAGUGCUGGCAGACUUUGGGUUGGCACGCACGGUGAACAACUGGCAGAGCCACGUCACCACGCGAGUCAUGGGGUCCACAGGCUACAUUGACCCCGUCUACUUCGAGUCCGGUCAUUUGAAUGCCAAUGCGAUACGUACGCAUUUGGGAUCUUCCUCCUCGAGCUUGUGUCGGGCAUGUUGGUCACUGACAAGAACUUUGAGGGGUUGAGAAUGACCCUUGCCACGGGGGCUGACCUGCCCGAAGCUGAGAAAGUGUUGGAUCCAACACUGGCUGGGCAGUGGACGAAGAAAGAUGCGCUUAUGGCCUUAACCUUGGUGAAGUAUGCGGUUGCAGGGAAGUGGGAGACACGACCUUCAAUGGAUGUGCUUGUAUCAAAGCUCAAAGUGGUGUAUGAGAGAUGACAUGUCUCGGAAUGUUUUAGGAACCAUAGAUUGUUGAGGAUGGUAAAUGUAGGGCUCGUCUAACCCACAUACCGAGCGGUACUCUGGAUCGGCUUUAUCUUCCACAGUUGGUUGGAAUGUUUCCU